GGACGAAAUGCUUCGUUAGAAAGGAUGGAUUUUAUUUUAAGGUCUGCCCAGAUAGGCCAUUGGAGGAAGAGCGCCACGUGACAGAGGGGUGCCAAUGUUAUUCUCCAAGGGUGUCAAGACCCUGUCAGUUUGCGAAAUAAAUAUUGGGAAACAACGAAAUGCAAAAAGCGACCUACUACGACAGCUCUGCAAUCUAUGGUGCCUACCCCUACCAAGGAGCAAAUGGUUUCACUUAUAAUGCAAGUCAGCAGCAAUAUCCUCCGUCUUCAUCACUUGUGGAAACUGAGUACCACCGCCCCGCGUGCUCCCUCCAGUCCCCUGGCAGCUCCGUGUCCCACCACAAGGCCAAUGACAUCAGUGAGAGUUGCAUGAGGACCCUCCCCAGCCAACCUCUCCAGCCCCCUGGCCUCACGGACCCGCAGGCCCCACCACAGCCGCCUCCGGCCCAGCAGGCGCAGCCUCCACCUCCGUCCUCUGCCUCACCAUCUCAAAAUGCCAGCAGCAACCCUGCCCCAGCCAACCCCACCAAGAGUCCGGCUCUUAACUCGCCCACCAUGUCCAAACAGAUAUUCCCAUGGAUGAAAGAGUCUCGACAAAACACAAAGCAGAAAAACAGCAGUUCCAGUUCAGGUACGAAACACACUCCCCCUUUCCCUGGGUGUGAGAGUUGUGCUGGUGAUAAAAGCCCUCCAGGGCAAGCCUCCUCUAAGCGAGCCCGUACAGCUUACACAAGUGCCCAGCUGGUAGAACUGGAAAAGGAGUUCCACUUCAAUAGAUACCUUUGCAGGCCACGAAGGGUAGAGAUGGCUAAUUUGCUCAAUCUCACAGAAAGACAGAUCAAAAUCUGGUUUCAGAACCGCAGAAUGAAAUACAAAAAGGAUCAAAAGGGCAAGGGCAUGAUGACCUCUUCAGGAGGACAGUCCCCAAGCAGAAGUCCUGUCCCUCCAGCUGCUGGGGGAUACCUAAACUCUAUGCAUUCCUUAGUAAACAGUGUCCCCUACGAGCCCCAGUCACCUCCAUCAUUUAACAAGCCUCAUCAAAACACCUAUGGCAUCCCUGCAUCAUAUACUGCUCCUCUUAAUAAUUGCCCACCUCCUCAAAAGAGAUAUACGGGGACAGCAGCUGUGACACCUGAAUACGAUACUCAUCCUCUUCAAGGCAAUGGUUAUGGGAAUCCACAUAUACAGGGAAGCCCCGUCUAUGUAGGGGGCAACUACGUGGAGACCAUGACCAAUUCUGGGCCUUCCAUCUUUGGUCUAACUCAUCUCCCUCAUCCUCCCUCUGCCAACAUGGACUACAGCGGGGCUGGGCCAAUGGGCAACAGUCACCACCAUGGACCUUGUGAUCCACACCCAACCUACACAGACCUUACUGCUCACCAUCCUUCUCAGGGAAGAAUUCAGGAAGCGCCCAAACUCACCCAUCUGUAAGACACAGGAGUCACUAAGUGGAACAUGAAGUCCCCAACUUUUUAAAAGUACUUGUGCCCACCCCUCUCUCUUUCCUGCUCCCACUAUGUGCCCUCUCCUCUCUUUCUUGUUUUUUCUGUUUGUUUUGGUUUGUUUUGUUUCCUUUGGUAAAAGCGUUCUCUAGUUUAUGUGACGUAGCAAUAUUUGUUGCUUGAAUUGCUCUAUAGUUUCACUAGUGGAUAUUUAUCUUCUUGAACUGUAGCCUUGUGUCUCACUUUGGGAGUAUACAUAGGCUUUAUACUUUACCUUCUACACUUUUAU
Messenger RNA from Rhea pennata, 1730 nucleotides. RefSeq names its product homeobox A3 (gene HOXA3). The transcript is spliced from 3 exons. The record is from RefSeq and is a predicted model, not a curated record. Lineage: Eukaryota; Metazoa; Chordata; Aves; Rheiformes; Rheidae. Gene Ontology annotation, molecular function: DNA-binding transcription factor activity, RNA polymerase II-specific; RNA polymerase II cis-regulatory region sequence-specific DNA binding. Gene Ontology annotation, biological process: embryonic skeletal system morphogenesis; regulation of transcription by RNA polymerase II; anterior/posterior pattern specification. Gene Ontology annotation, cellular component: nucleus. Bases 159 to 1430 code for a protein of 423 amino acids.